Messenger RNA from Penicilliopsis zonata CBS 506.65, 1573 nucleotides. RefSeq lists its product as hypothetical. Gene Ontology annotation, cellular component: nucleus; cytosol. NCBI's taxonomy places the organism in Eukaryota, Fungi, Ascomycota, Eurotiomycetes, Eurotiales, Aspergillaceae. Gene Ontology annotation, molecular function: ATP binding; pantothenate kinase activity. The coding region runs from base 143 to 1471 and encodes 442 amino acids. The transcript has 4 exons. Gene Ontology annotation, biological process: coenzyme A biosynthetic process. The record is from RefSeq and is a predicted model, not a curated record.
AAGGAGAAUUACGCAGUAAGCCUGGGCACGGCCAGUUCCAUUGCUCCGCAAUAGUGCGCUCUUGGACAGUUCUCCUAUCUCUGAUGUGAUUCCCUGGUGACUUUUGAUAUUGCCUCCAUCACUGUUCCCUCUCGACACCACGAUGUCGUCCGUGAACCGCCACCCCGCCGAGCUGGCGACCGAACUGUCCCCCGCCGAGGCACGUGUCGACCGCAUCGAGGAGGCCAUCGCCAACCCGGGCGCGGUGAAGAUCAACGUCAAGGGCGCCUUCAUCGUCGACGAGCCCCCGCCGUCGAAGAGUCCGGUUGAGACUGACGGAGUACACUCUGGUGGAAGGGAUAUCCGCCUCCCACAUCAUACUGGCGUCGUGAGCCAUGUCGCUGUAGAUAUUGGAGGAUCCCUUGCCAAAUUGGUCUAUUUCACACGAGAGCUGGACUCGGGGGACAAUGGCGGCCGACUGAAUUUCCUCAAUUUUGAGACCCACCGCAUCGAACUGUGCAUUGACUUCAUCAGACAGCUCAAGGAAGAGCAUGAGAGAGUCAAUGGCUCAUCGCGGAAUGAAUUGUGUAUAAUGGCAACGGGUGGGGGGGCUUUCAAAUACUACGACCAAAUGAAGAAGGAGUUGAAUGUGAAUAUCCUGCAGGAAGAUGAGAUGCAGUGUUUAAUCAUGGGUCUUGAUUUCUUCAUCACCGAAAUUCCCAAUGAAGUGUUCACCUACAGCGAAACCGAGAAUAUGCAGUUCCCCGAGUCGCGGCCAGACAUCUACCCAUACCUCCUGGUGAAUAUUGGCUCUGGUGUGUCAAUGAUCAAGGUCUCGGGGCCGCGUCAGUUCGAGCGAGUGGGUGGCACCCAUCUCGGCGGUGGCACGUUCUGGGGGAUCAUGUCUCUGUUGACCGGAGCCCGAACCUUUGAUGAGAUGCUUGCCAUGGCGGACAGCGGAGACAACGCAGGAGUGGACAUGCUCGUAGGGGAUAUCUACGGAAUGGAUUACACAAAGAUCGGACUGAAAAGUACUGCCAUUGCCAGCACGUUUGGCAAGGUGCUUCGAAUGAAGCGCGCCGCCGAAAAGCAUGCCGAGGAUGGGGAAGGUCUCGGCGACGAUGAAACCAGACAACAAGAUCCCAAUGUGACAUUCAGGGCAGAAGACAUGAGCCGAAGUCUCUUGUUCGCCAUCAGUAAUAACAUUGGACAAAUCGCCUACCUGCAGUCAGAGAAACACCAGGUUAAGCACAUCUAUUUCGGAGGGUCUUUCAUCCGAGGCCACCGCCAAACGAUCAACACUCUCUCCUACGCGAUCAAGUUUUGGUCGAAGGGCGAGAAGCAAGCAUACUUUCUUCGUCACGAGGGCUAUCUCGGUGCCGUAGGUGCAUUCUUGCAGCGACAACCAAUGAACUGGGGCCGCCGCAACAGCAUCAGAGAAACCGAACCACCACGUGCAGUCAGAGAUGUCGUCCAAAAGCAGGAGGAUUGAGCAGUUCAUACCUCUUUUUUUGCACCUAUACUCCUUAACCUUGCACUGGCUCAUCGCAUACAAUCGGUAUUUCGACUGAUUCCGGCCUGCUUUUUGCAAACC